GCACUCCUACGUAACUUUAUCAAAGGUAACUCUGCUGUUAUUGAACAUAUGUUAUCGGGGAAUUGUUCGGGGGAACCGUGUCAAUUUAUUUACUCUUGAAUAAUUGACGUCGUUGCUAAAACGUAUUUUCGCCCAGUUUGAUGUUAAAAACGGGUAUUUGAUUGUUUUCCACCCCUGUAAAUCGAAUCGUUUAAACUUUUAAGUACAUCGCCCUUGACGUUUCUUUUAAAAUCCUUAUCUCGACAUGGCAUUGAAUGGAUCCUCGAACAGUGGGAGCGACGUCUCAUCUCUUAACUUUACGGAGGCCGAGGAACUUAGAAGAGUUCUGAUAAAAUAAAAAAGUGCGAUGAUUUUUUAAUAUACGCGUCGAAUGAAAAGAAUAGCCCACGUUUUAUAAUUUAAAUAAUGCUUUGAGCCAAACGGGUGAUGUCGAACAGGAAAAUGCUUGUGAAGUCGUCGCGGAUCGUCGGGCUGUGCUCUAUCGCCAACUUCAUCAAUGCGGCCGACAGGGUGAUAAUGCCAAUUGCCAUAAUCCCGAUGACAGACGAGUUCAAAUGGAGUUUACAUUGGCAAGGCUGGAUACUAUCUGCGUUCGCCUUUGGGUACCUGACUAGUCAGGUUAUCGGGGCGUGUGCAGCGAGCCGUUUCGGAGGCAAGACUGUCCUCCUUUUCGCCGUUUCCCUCUGGUCCGUUUCUACAGCGGUGACUCCUCUCCUGGCCACGUCAGUCCCUGCGCUGAUCUUCUGCAGAGUACUACUUGGGCUUGGUGAAGGAUUAGGCUUACCGACGAUAUUUCACAUAUUUGCACACAAUGUUCCAAUUGAGGAGAGGUCAAGGGCAUUUGGAUAUCUGGUAGCUGCUGGCUCUGUCGGUCAGACUGUCGCUUCUGUGAUAUGCCCACAUCUUGCCUGGCAGACGGGAUUUUACCUGUUCGGCACGCUUGGAAUCGUCUGGGUUCUUAUCUGGUUCAUGUUUUACAAUGACAGUAAAACGAUGCAAAAGGAUGAAAUACCACUUUUUGUACCAAGGGUAACAAAUCCAAAUGUGAGAUGGGGGGAAUUUAUAAGUCACUGGGCACUUUGGGCUAUUUACCUUGCUCAUUUCGCCAUGAAUUGGUCCAACUAUAUAAUCAUGCAGUGGCUCCCGACCUAUCUUGCGAGGAACCUUGGUGCAAACAAGGAGAGCAUCAGCCUGACCGCCGUACCUUACGUUAUCAAUUCCUUAGUUGGAAUAUGUGCUGGACACUUUGCUGAUACAUUGGUCAGCAAGAAAUGGAGUGUUCUUUCAGUUCGGAGGCUGAUGACGGGGAUCGGGCUGAUAGGGCCUGGUAUAUUUUUGAUCGCGUUUUGUGCAGUAGACAAUCUUCUCGCAGCAGUUGUUUUUGUGUCAAUUUCUAUGGGGCUUUGUGCUUGCAACUCAGCAGGACACUUGAGCAACCAUGCCGAUAUUGCACCGAACCAUGCCGGGGUUACAUUCGCUAUAUCAAAUACUAUCGCAACCAUUCCUGGCAUAUUGUGCGGCCCAUUGACUGCAGAACUUGUGACGGCUUCACACGGCCGUUGGUUUCCAGUCUUUGUAAUCGCGGCUAGUGUGAAUAUUACAUCUGCAAUAAUUUACUAUAGUCAAAGUUCAGCUUCCCAAAUACUUUGACAUCGUAAGUUUCAUCUGUUUUGCACUAAUUAUGGAACAAUAGUAAUUUAAAAACCAUAAUUAUAUAGGUUUAUUUUGUGUUAUAAAAGGGAGAUUCGGCAUGAUUUGUUAUUAAGUAGAUAGAAAGAAGCGAGGCACAAAAUUGAUUGAUAGUAAUGUCCUUGAAUUUUUAUUUAUUCAUUUCUUUUAAUUAGUUCUCGCUUUGGAUUGUAAUAAACCUCUGGAACUCAUAUUUUGCCCUCAUUCUGCAAGUUAUACAUAAAUAAAACAAAUAAAAUUUAAAAAAAAAAGAUGUAGAAGAUUAUAAUCUUUCAAAAAGUUAAGCAAAACUUUUAUGAUAAACUCAUUUGAACUUGUGAUAGAAAAGAUUUGUCACUGAAAUUUAUGAUUGUUUUCAUUGGUAGUUAAAUAGUUGUUCUUAAAUGUCAACAAUGUUAUUAAAAAAUAAUGUCAAAUAAUAGAAGUAUAUUUGAUUUAAAAAAAAGUAAAACGAGUAGUGAAAUGUCCGUUAUAAUUUGUUUUUGGAAAGAAAAUCUGUUUUGAUGUAAAAAAACAAUUGUGAUCUGAACCAUUUCUUUUUGAAAAAAAUCCCAAUGUUUGCAGUGUAAACCAACACAAUGCUUUUUAAUGAUUUUCUAUAAACAUUUUUUUUAACUAUAUAUAUUGAGUUUAUUUAUGACAUAUAUAUCGGUACAUUUUACAUUUAUAAUUUUUCAAAAAGUUCUUACCAUCUUCCAAGUACCUUUUAUAUAUUUGUUAAAUGAUUAUCGUGCUGAUCGUCCUUUCCCAUUAUUCCAGAUACAAUUCCACACUGGGAAGACAAAAUGGGUGCUAUAAAGGGUAAUUAAUUGUAUAUUAGAUUCCUUGUACAUUUUAUAAAAAUUAAAAUAAUAAAAAAACUGUAUAUUAUAUUAUAAGAUGUUAAAGAUAUAAGAAUGAUUUGUAGAAAAUAUAAUAUUUUGUCAUAAAUACAAUACAAUCCGGGUAUCUGGUGAUUUUGUAAGUAUUUAUUAGAUAUUCUAUGCUGUACCUGACAUUAAACAAACAAACAGUCAUUUAUUUAUUUUCAUUAUUUCAUGUUUUAAAAUGAAGAAAAAAAAAUUAAACAGCAAUAUAGUUUUUGUAACUAACAAAGAAUAAGAUUAUUACAAUUCCCUCCAAAAGCGUUUUAAAAAUUUAUUUGAAACGUUUCAUUUGGACUCGCUAUUUUAUUUGCUGUAAGAUGACUGAUGAGUUUAUUUAAUAACGGUAGUAUACAGUUUAUUUACCAUUUAUCAUUUGUGUUUGUUUAAUUGUGUUCUAUAAUUUUUCUCUACUUCUUAGCUCUGCAUUUGUUUUGCUGUUUGUUUGACAUGUACACACACACACUGUUUUAAUGUAUAAAAAUAUUAGGUUGUUUAUGUGAAAUACUGUAUGUAAUGUAUAAAAUACGUGUUGCAAUAAAACAAUACCUGUUGAUUU
Messenger RNA from Cimex lectularius (bed bug), 3111 nucleotides. RefSeq names its product sodium-dependent phosphate transport protein 1, chloroplastic-like. NCBI's taxonomy places the organism in Eukaryota, Metazoa, Arthropoda, Insecta, Hemiptera, Cimicidae. Gene Ontology annotation, biological process: transmembrane transport; monoatomic anion transport. The record is from RefSeq and is a predicted model, not a curated record. Bases 427 to 1650 code for a protein of 407 amino acids. The transcript is spliced from 9 exons. Gene Ontology annotation, molecular function: transmembrane transporter activity.